This is a messenger RNA of Dalotia coriaria, 1181 nucleotides long. It is a transcript of the gene eIF3i, whose product is annotated as eukaryotic translation initiation factor 3 subunit i. Gene Ontology annotation, molecular function: protein binding; RNA binding; translation initiation factor activity. Gene Ontology annotation, biological process: cytoplasmic translational initiation. The coding region runs from base 153 to 1133 and encodes 326 amino acids. Gene Ontology annotation, cellular component: cytoplasm; eukaryotic translation initiation factor 3 complex, eIF3m. The record is from RefSeq and is a predicted model, not a curated record. The transcript is spliced from 3 exons. Lineage: Eukaryota; Metazoa; Arthropoda; Insecta; Coleoptera; Staphylinidae.
CCUCCGAGAUAUCAUUGGCCGUUCUUGAAUGUUUGACAGUGCGCAUUCUUUUGACAGUUGUCAAACCAAGAGGACAGCAUUCUGUUCCUCCAAAAAACCCACAAAUACAACAGAUUUUCACGUUAAAACCGGACCAAAAGUAUUAAUUCAUCAUGAAACCGCUUAUGUUGCACGGGCACGAGCGUGCUAUUAUGCAGAUUAAGUACAAUCGCGAAGGAGAUUUGCUUUUCUCAUGUUCCAAGGAUAACAAACCAAAUGUUUGGUAUUCACUGAAUGGAGAAAGACUUGGCUCCUUCAAUGGCCAUCAGGGAGCAGUCUGGUGUUUGGAUAUUGAUUGGAUGACUAAGAAUUUCAUGUCUGGUGGUGGUGAUAACACCCUGAGACUUUGGGAUUGCCAAACUGGCAAGGAAAUUGGUUGUAUUGCAACCAACUCCUCUGUGAGAACAUGCAACUUCAGUUAUUCAGGAAACAUGGCUGCAUACUCAACAGAUAAAGCCAUGAAGCACAAUUGUGAGAUCUUCAUCAUUGACACUAGGACUGUAGAUGAUGAUAUUUCACAUGCUGAUCCCAUCAUGAGGAUUCCAAUCAAGGAUGGGAGGGUUGCUUCAUUAUUGUGGGGCAAUUUGGAUGAAACACUUCUGACUGGUCAUGAAAGUGGUGAACUUAAUCAGUGGGAUUUGAAGAUGGGUCAUCAUUUAAACUCUACCAAGGAACACACGGGUCUCAUUAAUGACAUGCAGAUGAACAAGGAUGCUACCAUGUUCAUCACCGCCUCUAAAGAUCACACCGCAAAAUUAUUUGAUUCUGAAAGUUUGAUGCUCUUGAAGACGUUCAAAACCGAACGGCCGGUCAAUUCAGCCGCUAUUUCUCCGAUCCACGAUCAUGUUGUUUUGGGUGGUGGACAGGAUGCUAUGGAUGUAACCACUACAUCGUCGCGUGUUGGUAAAUUCGAUUCGCGAUUCUUCCAUUUGGUAUUUGAGGAGGAGUUUGGACGCGUGAAGGGACAUUUCGGACCGAUUAACAGCGUCGCUUUUCAUCCGGAUGGUAAAAGCUACAGUUCUGGUGGUGAAGAUGGUUACGUUCGUUUACAUAAUUUUGAUGCGUCUUACUUUGAUUACGCGUUUGAUUAUUAAAUUGUAAUUACAAGAGGCGAUGAUGAAUAAAACGGUUUUGAUAACGAA